CACCUAGCCUGUUAGCCGUUUAAAUGUCACUGCUGCUUGUUUAUUAAAGUCAGAGAUGAGCAGUAUUUAGCAGCUGCUGCCCAGUGUUAGCAGACUCUACAGCAAUACGAGGCUGCAGAGCACAACCAUCUUUGGUAGGGCAGUUUACAAGCCGUGCUUUUCUCUCUCGUUAUCAUUUCUAUUUGCUUAUCUCAACUGAAACCGUAUCACAAAGGAUGCAGGGUGCUCAUUAAUGAUGGCGUUAAAAGCAUCAUAUGAGCAAACGCCAGUGUGGUCCUCGGUGUCUUAUUGGAGCUACAUCACAGCGACCAAUGUCAAGAAAGAAAGUUGAAAUUAAAGCUUUUUUUGUUUGUUAUUAUUUGAUGUUCAACUGAUCCUUAAAAGCGCCCUGUUUGGUUUUCAAAGAGCUAACAAUGUGUGCCUGGAGCCAGAUAACAUCAGCAAACAUGGUUAUACUCGAAGUGCAAGGCCUGAUUAUUGCUAACAACAGGUCCCUGAUAGCUGCUAACACUCAGGUUGAUCAGGACUGAUGGAUGUAGUAGUAGCAGGACAAUCGUCGUAAAAAGAAGUUUCCUAGAUUUUUUUUUUAGUGGUGUUGUUUUCCUGUUGAAAAACUGCAAAAUGCUCACUUUGUGACCCACGGUCACUGCUCACAUAUAGUGGCAUUAACAUGUUGUGUUGAUGCUACAACUCCAAGGGUGCCCUCUUAGUCGAAUUUCACCUGUUGGAGAGCAAUCUUAGCCACUCACUUAAUCACUGGAAAGCAGUAGUCAGUGGCCACAGUGUUGCCUUCACUGUGUGCUUCUGAGUAAUGUCCAGCCUAAUCCACCAAACUGUGCCAUAGCCAGUGGUGUGUCUGGAGAGCACUGAUCUUGACCUGCUUUCUGACUGGCACCGGUUCAUAGAGUCUCACAGACUUGUGACUCAAGCCACCUGUGUGGUGUUUCUGCAGGGUGGGGCUGACUGUACGUUAAUGUACAGUAACACUACAAUGCUAACGAGAAAUAUAUUAACUUGUCGGUGUCAUUUUGGUUUAAUGCUGUUAUUCUGAGUAUCCCAACUGGUGUAACCCCCCACAUUUCUACUACUCCAGCAUUAUUUAAAGUACACAGCUAAGGGUCACACCACAAGGGUGAAUCUGACAAUAAGGGAAAGUUCUCUGAUGAACUGCAUUUUAAAACAUAACCACCAGAGAGCACACUAACCUAGGGUGAUAACUUCUGUUUUGGUGUUACAAGCUUACUGUUUUCCUAACAGCACAAUGAUGAAUCCACCGAAGAUGUACAGGGCUUUUGGCAUGACAUAACAAAGCUGGCAUUUUAGUUGGUGCACUUCUUUCAAAACAAUGUCACCAUUUGCAUGGGAGAUGAAGUGUAGUGGACAUGCAGUUGGCUGCUGAAAUUGAAGCAGAGUACGUGAACAGGAAGCUUAACUCAGUGUGGUUAGCCAAGCAUUGCAAAGCACUUGACUGCAGACAGGAAGUUAGAAUCACUGGCUGUCAACGGCUACUUUGCCUGUGUGUCUUCUCACUCACACACGUCAAGAUAUUUGGCUCAAAAUGGCCCAGGGAAAGGAUCAAUCCUUCGCCAGCCGUAUUUUCCACAAAUAUCUUAAGAGUGGCCAAGAGCAGAAAGGACAAGAGAGUGAGAUUCCUCAUAUCUCUGAGUUCACCAUAAUGUGGGAUCAGUUGAUGAAAGAGUUCUUAGCUAAAGCCAAAGAAGAUUUUUUAAGAAAAUGGGAGUGUCCACCACAGAACACAACGAGCCUGGAUGACUUUGACAGGUUCAAGACUCUGGGCACUGGCUCAUUUGGACGAGUAAUGCUUGUUAAACAUAAAGGAACAAAUCAGUUCUAUGCCAUGAAGAUCUUGGACAAACAAAAAGUGGUGAAGUUGAAGCAAAUAGAACACACGCUAAAUGAAAAGAGAAUACUGCAGGCCGUCUCCUUCCCCUUCCUCGUCAGAUUGGAGUACGCUUUCAAGGACAACUCAAACCUCUACAUGGUGAUGGAAUAUGUGCCCGGUGGAGAAAUGUUCUCACACCUCAGACGCACUGGAAGGUUCAGCGAACACCAUGCACGAUUUUAUGCAGCUCAGAUCGUACUCACCUUUGAGUACCUUCACUCCUUAGACCUCAUCUACAGAGACCUGAAGCCUGAAAACCUGCUCAUAGACCAACAUGGAUACAUCCAGGUCACAGACUUUGGCUUUGCCAAAAGAGUAAAAGGCAGGACCUGGACAUUGUGUGGAACUCCUGAGUACCUCGCUCCAGAGAUCAUCCUCAGCAAGGGCUACAACAAGGCUGUGGACUGGUGGGCACUUGGAGUUCUUAUCUAUGAGAUGGCUGCUGGUUACCCUCCUUUCUUUGCUGAUCAGCCUAUCCAGAUCUAUGAAAAGAUUGUGUCAGGCAAGGUACGAUUCCCUUCUCACUUUAGCUCUGACCUGAAGGAUCUACUGAGAAACCUGCUCCAGGUGGACCUGACAAAGAGAUUUGGCAACCUGAAGAAUGGUGUGAAUGACAUAAAAAAUCACAAGUGGUUCUCCACUACAGACUGGAUUGCUAUCUAUGAGCGAAAGGUUGAAGCCCCCUUCUUGCCAAAGUGCAGAGGACCAGGAGACACGAGCAACUUUGAUGACUAUGAAGAGGAGGACAUUCGUGUCUCACAAACAGAAAAGUGUGCAAAAGAGUUUGCUGAUUUCUAGUGAACGGGCAAGAGUCCCAUCAGGGCUCUCGCACUUUGGGAUAUUUGCACUCUGUAGAAGGUUAAGGUGGAGCCGAGGCCGUCAGGUUGCUCAAACAGACGCCUCGUUCCUUCAUUCCACACAGCUGAAUGAGGUCCUUUUUGCCAUGAUUCUGCGUGCAUUUAGCACUAUUCUAUACACAGGCACAUUAUGCAGACACCUGUUGUGCUGCAACACAAAGUACUAGACCACGUUCUCAUCAUUUGUCUUUUUUUUUUUGUUGUUGUUCUCUGUGUUGGCCACUUUUAAGUAUAGCCCCUCUCCUUUUUCAAUUUCUUUGAAAUGCGACAUGAAAGCGAAUAUUAUUCCCAUUUUUAAGCGGCACAAAGAGUGAUUGAUUGUAUUAGCUGGUGUUGCACAUAUUGUGAUUUAAGGUUUGGGAAAUUUAAAGGAUUUUUUUUUCUGACAAAGAGUUUGCCAGUUAUCUGUCGUCUGUUACAUACCUGAGUGUCUUUUAGGGUUCAGUUUAGUAUUUGUUAAUAAUGAACACUGAAACAUGAAGCGUUGUUCAUCAUUCUGGUGUCCUUAAGACCCAGAACCGUGUAUUUGUGCAUAGAGAUAUAUACAUUGUCUAUGAGAUAUAAGAUUUGUUUUUCUAAGUUUUGUUUAAGCAUGACCAAAAUUCGAUCAGGAAGAAUUGGUGUUGAAUGAAGAAAAAGAAACACUGGGGAUUUCUCAGUUUUUGAUUUUCAAAGAAGGAGAUUACAAGUUGACAAUUGACAUUAAGAAGCAGAAACUGGUCAGUCUGUUUUAGCUGAUCAGUUGUAGCAUUGUUUAUCCAUAUCCGGUCACAGAACAUUUCCUAUUUACCUCAGUCUUGGUGCGGUAUUAAAGUUAUGGAAUGAAAUUAUAUAUUUUUCAGAUACAACUUUGUUUCACGAUGAAGGAAACUGAGGAUUAUGUUACUGCACGCAACAGAUCAUUUAUGUAGUACUAGAAGUGCGUCAACAUGGCAUUUUCCACUGGCUGAAAGUUCAGACAUUCUUUAGAAGUAUAUCAUGGGUGCAAAGCAGUGUUGGUCACAUGUCUGAUUAGGUUGCUUUUAUUUUAUUUUUAAUUUUUUUAAUUUUUUUUUUAACUUCUAUGUUUUAACAGAGCACUUGGAAGACAUUGUGUAACUGCCAUAUUUCUUUCGUUUUUUUAUUUUUACUCUUGCAUGUUUGUUAUGUACGUACAGCGGUGUCACAACAAGCUAAUAGUGCCCUAAAGUUUCCCGCCACUUUUGUUUGUCAGUUCUGUUAAAAUUGUUUCACAGCCUGGGACAGUGAUGUAGUCAGCGAAAGGCAGUUUUGAACAGCAUGACGUGAUCGAGCAAAAAAAAAAAGACUAAGAAAAACGUGCAACCAACCUGUCAUAAUAACAGAAUUGAAAUAUAAGCUUAAAGUAUUCAUUGAUCUGGGUCACUGCAAGCAGUUACAGUCUGCUUGCAUCAUUUUCUUACCAACUUACACACUGUGAUGGAACAAUAUUCGCUCAUUCUUCUCUGCAAAAUUGCUCAGGCUGAUUGAGGUCAGUAAGAGAAAUUUAAGGGACAAAAUGUUUUUUUUUUUUCUAAUGUAUGCCACUCUUGUUAAGUUAUUGUCUGUGCAUAUAUAAUACACUUACCCAUCAGAGAAGUAUACUGUAGGUUUUAUUAGAGAUUUUUCUAUAGUGAGCACCCGCCAUGUCGCAUUAAUUCUAACAUCUGUCCUUUCUGCUGAAAUCCUCCCGUUGACAUGUCAAAAUGUUGUAAGUAAAGAAUCUGUAUGUCAAAUGUUCAGUACCUACAAGGCAGUUCUGCUUUUGUGAACCCUUUAUUCCUUUUUUAGGAAGCUCUGCCGUCCGAGUGGAGAUCAGAGCUUGAGGUCAUUUCUGCAGGUUGGACCCUCAGAGCUGUGGGGAAAUCAAAGUUUAACAUUUCAAGUUGUGUCUGAAACAAUUAUGCACUGUUGACAGUCUUUCAGUUUGAAGUCUUCAGACGUUUUGAUUGUUAUUUGCCUUGAUGCUUUGGUUUUGUAAAUGAUGGAAAUGCAGUUCAAUCAACUUCAACAAUCUUAGACAACCAAAUGUGAAAGUCUGGGGACUGAAUGCUAUUUUAGGUACAGAUGCACUGUAUAUGGAUAUUUGCUGUGCUUGAAUUUGAACUUUGUUUUUCAUUGACUGAGAUCAUGUUUUUAUUUAGCCCUUGUUUCAUUUCAAAGGCACAACUUUUUCUUAUUUUUAUUUAUAUUUGGAGAUUAUAAAUAACAUUUACAUGUUUAAACUUCCAUAGGUCCCAGUAUACUGUAUGUAAGGAAGUUGCAAAUGUUAUAUUUUACUAAAAUAUAUUGAAUUAUUUAUUUGUACACCCUUUUCUUCCAUUUGCCCGUAACAAGUAUAAAACUUAUUUACCAGUUAAUGCACAUCAACGCCUCUAAUGCCUAUCUAAAAUUGUACCUUUUAGUUUUAACUUAUUUUUUUAUUCUCCUUACCUUUUUAUGAUUCUUUUUUCUCCUUUUUGGAAUUUAACUUUUAUCGAAAGGGAUCCAAAAUAUUUUUUUCCCCCAGAAUGUAAUGUCAAGAUCAAAAAUAUUAUUUAUUCGGAAAAAUUUGGAAAACUACAACUGGGAAUUCUAGCAUGUUUCUGUCCAAACUGCCUGUUGUGUGUGUGUGUGUGUGUGUGUGUGUGUGUGUGUGUGAAAAUCUUCCCAAAAACUGUGUAGGAAAAAUUCACGGUUCCUCUAAUGCAUUGUUUAUCUCCCAAGUAUGUGAAAUGUUUGUCAGUCUCAAUGUAAAUGAUGGCACUUUUCCCCAAGCCACUCCACACUCCUGACUGAAGGAAAUAAGUUCAUGAGUUCUUGUAGCUAGUCACACAUGCCAGUAUGGGAUCAAUAAUCUGAAAUGUGUCUGUGUUUAGUUUGUGGAUUUUUCUUUUGCACAUCAUUUAGAAGGCUGACACGGUUUUUCCCACCCAUAUUUACUUGUGUUUGCAAGGGGAAUAUACUUUGCUGUAGCAAAUUUUAUGUAACAAAGGAUAUGUCACUAUAAUAAAUUCUUUUUAUUAAAACCA
Molecule: messenger RNA, 5768 nt
Organism: Mugil cephalus (flathead mullet)
Lineage: Eukaryota; Metazoa; Chordata; Actinopteri; Mugiliformes; Mugilidae
Gene: prkacba
Product: protein kinase, cAMP-dependent, catalytic, beta a
Exons: 10
Coding region: 1559-2701 (380 amino acids)
Biological process (GO): peptidyl-serine phosphorylation
Cellular component (GO): cAMP-dependent protein kinase complex; nucleus
Molecular function (GO): ATP binding; cAMP-dependent protein kinase activity
Source: RefSeq, a predicted model, not a curated record